Molecule: messenger RNA, 1917 nt
Organism: Penicillium canariense
Lineage: Eukaryota; Fungi; Ascomycota; Eurotiomycetes; Eurotiales; Aspergillaceae
Product: fungal specific transcription factor domain-containing protein
Exons: 3
Coding region: 1-1917 (638 amino acids)
Biological process (GO): DNA-templated transcription; positive regulation of transcription by RNA polymerase II
Cellular component (GO): nucleus
Molecular function (GO): zinc ion binding; sequence-specific DNA binding
Source: RefSeq, a predicted model, not a curated record
AUGCCCCAUCCGUCAUCGAUCGAAGCCUAUCACCUUAAGCUGACCGGAUCUCUUCAAAGCUAUCUGGAACAGCUCAUUUCAGAUAGCCGUGAGCUUCGCACUCAAAGAGCAAUUGCGGGCAGUAAUGAUACGCGGGACCCGUCCAUGACCCACGAUAAUCUCCCUGCAGAGGAGAUUGAGUCGAGCGUCCAGAAUCCUCUUAUACGCAAUCGAGCAUGGUUUUUCUCACACGAUGCAUCUGCACUCCCCAGAUAUGUCAGCGAGGCAUCUUCCAUCACGUUCGCUAUCCGCCUGUGCCAGUCUUUGCGAGGCGAUGAUGUCUCCCCCUUGACCCUUCCACCCAUGCGACAAGUGGAUGACUCAAGCCUGAUCUCUCUCCUACAUGCGGAAACUCAAUGGCCGCCACUGGCUCAAGCGCACCUGCUGGUGAAAACUGCACUUCGGCACACCAGUCCGCUCUUUCACCUGGCCCUUCGAAAGGACACCUUGGAUCAACUCCAGGACAGCUAUCAUAGAACAGCAUUGGACGACACGGCUUUUGGCUGUAAAUACUUUGCUCUCUUCGCCCUCGGCGAGGUUUAUUCAACCCCAUUCUUGGUAUCAAAAGAUGGUCCAGUGCCAGGGUUAUCCUACUACAUGCGUGCUAUGAGUCUCAUCGCGCUGUUCCCGGAAAACCCAAGUAUAUUUCAUAUCGAAGGGCUCUUAGCGUUGGCCCUAUACAGCCAGUUUCUGAAUCGAGGGCAAACCGCCUUUUCACUGGUGGGCCAAGCGCUGCGGGCUGCCUUGGGAUGUGGUUUGAACCACAGCCUCCCAGCGGAUCAAUCGGUGGAUGCCUUGCGUCGGGAACACCGCGUGCGUAUAUGGUGGACCAUUUUUAUUUUUGACCGUUUUUGGAGCUGUAAACUCGGCCUGCCGGCCCAAACACACGACGAAGACAUCCACGUUGAGAUGCCCUCCAAUCUAGCCCUGGAAACAUAUCAAGAGCAAUUCGCCGACAGUUCUUAUCAGAGAGCCGCUAUUGGCCUCGCGCGGAUCUCGGGAGAUAUCAUUCAAAAUAUCUAUAGCCGAAGCUCCCAUUUGGGAAGCUUUCUCAGCCGGGAGAGAAAACUGCUGAUUAAACUGAAGCAAUGGGUGCGGGAUCUUCCUGACCAGGUCCGACUUCGCUCGGAAAGUCCCAGUCCCAAACACGUCAUCCUGAUUCACCUACAGUUCAAUUAUUGCCUCGUCCUUGCCACCCGGCCGGUGCUCUUACAUGUUCUGAUACUUGUUUCGAAAGCCGACGCCAGCACUGCGGUUACAAAUUCACCCGUUCUGAUCACCUUGGGAGAGGCGUGCAUUCGGGCUGCAAGACACAGUCUAGAUCUCUGUCUCGAUGAAUGGACAGACGGCUCUUCCUCUAUAUAUGGCUACGCUUUUCCCCACUAUGUCUUCACAUCAGGUCUGAUCCUCAUCAUAUCGAGCCUGGUUCCAUUUGGAAAGACAAGUGACUUUACAUACGUGGAAACCGUGACAGAGAUGUUGAGAACCCUCCGGAUCAAAGGGAGCCUCGUGGCGACCGAUCUGUUCGAGCACCUUCAGCUUAUUCGACGAGAUUUGGAGGGCGGAUGUUUUGCAACAGAUUCAUCGUCAACCGGAAACUCCCACACUCUGCAGUCAGAGCUACCUGUUUCCUUAAACAGUGGGCUGGAUUCCACUUUGUCGGAUCAGUUCGAUCCUGAUGGCGCGUUUUCUGAGAAUGAACCCCACAUGACGACGGAGAUGGCGCUGCACGAGCCUUUGAUGCAGGAAUUCUUGGCGUUCCCCGAUCGAUAUACAGGCUUGCUGAAUGGCCUAGAUACUAUAUCUGCUGGGAAUCCCGAUGGGUCCGUGUGGCCAGCUCUCCAACUGGAUGAGAGGUCCCCUAGUUCCAAUCAAUAG